This is a messenger RNA of Olea europaea var. sylvestris, 1203 nucleotides long. RefSeq lists its product as uncharacterized. The coding region runs from base 1 to 1203 and encodes 400 amino acids. The transcript has 4 exons. Gene Ontology annotation, biological process: DNA integration. Gene Ontology annotation, molecular function: nucleic acid binding. The record is from RefSeq and is a predicted model, not a curated record. Lineage: Eukaryota; Viridiplantae; Streptophyta; Magnoliopsida; Lamiales; Oleaceae.
AUGGAAGAGGCUAUGGAACUUGUUGAGCCCCCCACGUGGAACUUGUUCGUGGAUGGUUUGGCUGGAGACACAGGUUCGGGAGCUGGGGUGGUCCUUGUAAGCCCAGAAGUUAGAGAUAAAAUCAUAGCCUCCUACUUGAAGAUGGUGAUGAACCUCCUCCCAUCUUUUGAAAAAUUCGAAAUAAUGCAGAUCCCUAGCCUCGAAAACGCACAUGCGGAUGCUCUCUCUAAACUCGCGAGCAACAAGGACUCCAAACUACUUACUAUACUACCAAUUGAGCACCUCCUCACGCCGUCUACCGAGGCCACUGAGGUUCUGUCCACUGACAAAGAUGAGACCUACAAGCUGAGAAAGAGGUCAGCUCAUUUCCUCUUCAUUGACGAAGUACUUUACAAAAGAAGCUUCUCCUCCCCACUUCUUCGCUGCGUGGGGGGAGACGAGGUCUCUUACAUCUUGAGGGAAAUCCAUGAAGGUGUUUAUGACAAUCAUUCAGGAGGACUAGCCUUGGCACAAAAGAGGAGGCGCGAACUUUGCCAUGUGGCCAUUGAUUACUUCACGAAGUGGGUUGAAGCCGAACCGCUAGCGAAAAUCACAGAAGCAAAAACAUCCAAGUUCUUUUGGAAGAAUAUCAUAUGCCGAUUCAAAAUUCCCCACUCCAUAGUUUCAGACAAUGGAAGGCAGUUCGACAAUAAAAAGGUCAGGAACCUGGGUGAAGAACUUGGGAUUAGGAAGCACUUCUUAACACCUCGUCAUCCUCAAGCCAAUGGCCAAGUUGAGGCUGUAAACAAGAUGAUCAAACAUGUCCUCGAAAGGAAACUGGAUGCAUCAAAGGGAGCCUGGGUUGAUAAGUUGCCUCAAGUGCUAUGGGCAAUCCGAACUACUGCCAGAACUCUCGCGGGGGAAACUCCUUUCCUUAUGGCCUAUGGAACCGAAGCCAUGAGCCCAGUCAAGGUCGGUUUACCAUCACCUCGUCGUCUACACUUCAGCGAAAUAUCUAAUGACGAGCUACUGAGGUUCAACCUCGACUUCAUUGAUGAAAGAACAGAUGACUCCCAGCUGAGGCUCGCUGCUUACCAAAGGAAAAUGACUAAGUACUUCAAUUCUAAAGUGAAGAAGAGGUUCUUCCAAAUCAAUGACCUGGUCUUUAGGAGAGUCUUCCUCUCCUCCAAAGGACCUGGAGAAGGUACCAUGGGUCCAAACUGA